CCAAACUAGGAACCGAGAAUCAUGGGUAAAACGUCACGCCCCUUUCAAACAUCCCUUUCCAUUUCCGCGAUUGUAGUAGAAGUUUUCUGACUGAGACCCUGUAGCAGAACCGUGUGUCGGACCAACCUACACAUUUUAAGAAAUAACUGAACGAUCUGAUAACAUGAGUGAAAUAAAACCCGCCGACAUGGUGGCCGACAGUGCAAUUGAUCCUGGGGAAGAGAAAGACUGGGCAGCCGCCAAAGCCUUUUUCGACAACUUGAAAACGAAAACACCUAGACCCCCCAAACCGAGAUAUGCCGUGACCAUCGCAGUAUCUUCACGGACUUUAUUCAACAUGACUGAGGAAAGGAAGAUUUACGAGGAGGAAGGGGUGGAGAAGUAUGUCGGUCAUCAGGUAGAGCAUGAAAAUGAACCGCUGAAACCUGGUGUGGCGUUCCCAUUUGUAAAGGCUCUUAUGACUGUGAAUGCCAGACUGCGGCAACUGUACCCAGACAGUGAGGAGCUUUUCGACAUCGUUCUGAUGACUAACAACCACGCCCAGGUCGGGGUGAGGCUGAUUAACAGCAUCAAUCAUUAUGAUCUGACCAUUGAGAGGUUCUGCAUGACCGGCGGCCAGAGCCCCAUUGGCUACCUGAAGGCCUACAUGACCAACCUCUACCUCUCCAAGGACUCGGAGAAGGUCCAGGAAGCCAUCGAAGAAGGUAUCGCCGCUGCCACCAUGUUCGGCGCUGAUAUACAAAACCAGUUGUGUGAUAAUCAGCUGAGAGUGGCGUUCGACGGCGACGCCGUCCUCUUCUCAGACGAGUCUGAGAUCAUCGUGAAGAAACAUGGCCUGGACACAUUCUUUGAGCAUGAGAAGGAGUUUGAGAACAAACCUCUUGCACAGGGUCCUUUGAAGUGUUUCCUGGAAGCGCUGGGCAAGCUGCAGAGGAAGUUCUACGCCAAAAACGAGCGUCUGAACUGUCCCAUCCGCACCUUCCUGGUAACGGCGCGCAGCGCGGCCAGCUCCGGGGCCCGUGUGCUGAAGACACUGCGGAGCUGGGGCCUGGAGAUCGACGAGGCUCUGUUCCUCGCCGGGGCCCCCAAGGGCCCGCUGCUGCAGAAGAUCAAGCCCCACAUCUUUUUCGACGACCAAAUGUUCCACAUCGAGGGCGCCAAGGAGCUGGGGACCAUCGCCGCCCACGUGCCUUACGGUAUUGGCCAGAAGUACCACAAAGGGAAGCUGAUUGAGCAGCCUGGUGGGAAGAAGUGAGGUUGGACUUGGAGGUACCGAUUGAGCAGUAGGUGGAUGGUUACACGCAUCAAAAGAUGCAUCUUUUGUCACUGUGUUAGUACUUAAUAGAGUAUCUUUUCUAUACUGGGUUUUUAAAUAUAUUUUUGUGAUAUUUAUCUUUGAUAUAAGAAAUAGUUUAAUAUUACAGCGCAAGUGCCCUUUUUGUCAAACUACUCCAGGAAUAGACCAAGAUGCAUGCCUUGCGCAUGUUUUACAUUUAACAUAAGUACCAAUGCUUGUUGUAAAUAUUACAAAUAUUUCCAACUGAGGAAGUAGCCACCGGUCACUGAUAAUGUCACUGGCAUUAAUACAAUUUAGCUUGGCAUUUCAUUUACACAUUUUGCUCCUAGUAGGUUCAUUGUGUUUGCAUAGAUACAGGAUGUAGAAUUAGGACCUGUGGAUAAUCGAAAGAACCAGAAAAGUGACUUGAGUUGUAGUCCUCUGUGAAUGGAAAACUUCAGAUAACACAUGCAGUGUUUUAAAAAUAACUUUAGAAUCAGGACAUUCACUGUACACUGCGAGAGACCACAACAUUUAUCAUCACAAAACUCUGUAUCAAAUCAUGCACCUUGGCUUGAUUGAGUGUGAAAUUGCUAACUUUAACCCCGAGUUUGAUCAGUAAUGUGAGUGACACAUAAUGUCGUUUGUCAGUCAGUAAAGCACUUCAGAUAGAUAUGCAAUAAUGCCUCUUGGAGUCUCUGAAGCGGAGGAUGCUUAUUCAUCUCUAUCAUGGUGGGGUUCAUUAUCACGGGAAGAUUUACAAUAAUGGAACUCUAAAGGCGCUGCACACAAGCACAAUAUGAUUAUUCCUAUGUAUUUUAUGCAUGUAGUUUCUUUGACCAGGGUUGUUUUUGUAUUUCUUAACAUUGUCUCUAAACUUUGUCUAAAUGUAUGGAGCAGUUUUAUUUUUCUGCAAAAGUCUUUCUGUUCUGUUCUUGGUUUUUUUAAGAUCCUGGUUGAGAUUUUAGAUCAUGGAAGCUUCUGUUCCAUUCGCUCCUCACUGAUGCUCUUAUAGUCAGCCAUUUUUUGAGUCUGGAGAUUCCAGCUUUAUUUUACUGUUUGCAUAGCAUUAUUGGUGUGUUUUCCUCAGUGCGUCGAACGCACUAUCUUAGGUCAAGAACUAUCAGUUUAAGGCCACAAAGCUGAAGCUGCUGAUGGAAAUGUAGAGAUAGGAAUAGUUUUUGCUUUGGCCCUCAUCCAGUAAAACUAGUUUUCAACAGACGCUGAAUAGACGCCAACCAAAUAAAAAAUUCCUUUCUACUCCUGAGACAGAAGAGGUAGUCUUCAUUUAAAUGCCCGCAGUGUGAUAACAGUUGACCUGAUGCAAUUAGGCUAGACAGUCACCUUGUUCAUUUUUUUUAAAUACUGUGCUGCACUGUCUAUCAGAAAAACAUUUUACCUUUAAGCACUUUCCUUUUCAACAUCUUCAGCAUUCAAAGGUUCCGGCCACUGUCCACUUCUGCAGAUGUUUAUGUUAUCAAUCUGUGUUUACAAAGUUUCAGUUGUGUUUUGCAUCCAGGUGGCCUUUGUCACGUCACAGCAUUCAAACACACGUUGCAUGUCACAGUAAGCACUGUCACAGGGUUGCUGUUUCAUAGUUUAUAGCAUCACUGUGGAAUAUGUACUCGUUGAGCUUUAUAUCCAGUUAUGGGAUGACCUCACCAGCCUAUAGAAGCUAGACAGUCACCGUGUUCAUUUUUUUAUAAUACUGUGCUGCACUGUCUAUCAGGAAGAAAAAAAACGUUUUACCUUUUUAGCACUUUCAAAAAAUCAAACCUGUUCAAACAAGAGUUCACCUCAGUCGUGUUAACGUGUGAACUAGAGUUCAACACAGUUCGCAAUGUAUCAGAAUGAAGUUAGGGUUACUGCAUGCAAUGACAUGUAUAUUUCAGGCAUUUUUUUGUUGCUUUUUUUUUCAUUUUUUAAAAUAUGUGCUGUUCCUGCAAGUCACUCCACCUGAUCGUUGAUGCUGUUUCUGUAAACACUUAAGGGUGUUGUUAUGUACAACACUGGGUAGAGCUCAUGGAUUACCAGGUGGCCUACAAGUUUAUUUCUUGUACCUGAAAAUAAAAGCAUGGAUCACUAUCGAAA
Molecule: messenger RNA, 3367 nt
Organism: Clupea harengus (Atlantic herring)
Lineage: Eukaryota; Metazoa; Chordata; Actinopteri; Clupeiformes; Clupeidae
Product: cytosolic 5'-nucleotidase 1A-like
Biological process (GO): nucleotide metabolic process; adenosine metabolic process
Cellular component (GO): cytosol; cytoplasm
Molecular function (GO): magnesium ion binding; nucleotide binding; 5'-nucleotidase activity
Source: RefSeq, a predicted model, not a curated record